AACUCGUGUUAUCAGGGCGAAUAAAAAGAGAAUUGGGUACAGUUUUAAAACAAAACUGGUGUUUUAAGAACUGCUUUUGAGUACAGAUGGCUCUCGAGUAAAGAAAUCCUGAGUAAAGUUGUCACACUGCCAUUAUAUCAACUCUCGUUUUUUUCGUAAAACAUAACCUAACAAAAAAUUGUUAUUUUCUAUUGUCUACGAACGAAAAAUAUUUUAUAUUUUAAUUCAACCAUUGCAGUAAAUAAGAAUUUCUCUAAUUAACAAAAAUUAUUAAAUAAUGAUUAUUGUUCAUUCAUAAAUUGACUGCAGUAAUUUAUUCUCCAUUGAAUCAUCAUAUUAACUAAAAUUUAAAGUACUUUAGUAAAAUUUCAAAAACUCAUGACUGAUGCACCGUAAAUAUGGAGUAUACAUAGAGACAUUAAAAAAUGCCUCAUCCAUGUGUAGUAUGUGGGCGGUCUCGGAUGAACCCAAAUAACCGAGAAGAAGAAUAUAUGUUUUUUGGUUUUCCUGUAAAUUAUGAUGAUCGUUGCAAAAAAUGGCUUGAAUUUUGUGGCCGUGAAGAUCUUUAUAAAUUAACAAAAAAACAAUUACUUCAACGUAUGGUGUGUUCUAAACACUUUCAAGAAAAAGAUUUUCUCAAUGAAUAUUUGGAUCGUUUAAAUUGUACCGCUGUACCGACUAUAUACGAUCCUAAACAAAGUUUAUAUAAUAUUACUUGUGUAUUAUGUGGAAGGUAUCGUAAAGAUCCGCCAGACCCAGAUUAUGAUGGCACAACAUUUCAUCAUUUUCCAGGUGAAGAAUUUCGUUGUCUCAAAUGGUUAGAUUUUGUCGGAAUUGAUUCUUAUUAUCGUUUGACACGGAAAGAAAUUUUAUAUUGUUAUAUUUGUUCUCAUCAUUUUAUAAAAUCACAAUUUUUGCCGGGUUACCGUAAUCGUCUUAUCGAUAAUGCCGUACCGAUGAUCCGCAAUCCUGAUUCGAUAGAUUAUGAAUUAGUUGUCGGAUUGCCACCUGCCGAUAUAAUCAAACCGAUUAGUGAGAAAAUGAAGAAAUUUGAACCAUUACCACCACAAGUAUUAGAAAGCCAGGCAUGUGCAGCAUGCGGACGAUCUCGAUCUGAUCCAAUGAACCGUGUAGAAAAAUACAAAUUUCAUCCGUUUCCUGCUUAUGAAAUUGGCCGUUGUUUAAGAUGGUGUCAGUUUUUAGGUCGUGAAGAUUUAUUGAGAAUGUCACCUAAUCAAAUUCGUAAACUUGUAUUGUGCUCAAAGCAUUUUUUAUCUGGUCAAUCAUUUCAAAAAGUCGGACCAUGUGAUGCUGUACCCACUAUUAAAGAUUUUGAAGAAAUAACAAUACCUAUUGACUCUGGGGAUUAUAUGGAUCAAAAAAUUAAGCAAGCAUCAGGAAGUGAAUUAAUUAAUGGAAAUACAAGUCAUUUAGACAGUGAAUGUAUGUUUGCAGAUAGUGAUAAACGUAAAAAAAAAAAAGAGGCACCCAUAGUAUCUAGUAAAAAACCGUUUAUCGCGAAUAAACCUAUGCCAUUAGCUAAAAAACGUGGUAAAUCUAAACGACCUACGUUAAUUACGAUUCCAAAACCACCACCCCCAUCAUUACAACCACCGCCACAAAUGAUAAUUGAUAACCGUGUAUUACGUAAAUUACCAUUGCCACCGGCAUCAAAUAAUUGUGAUUUAUGGAAAUUCACUCAAAUCCAACCUAACCAAAUACAACCGAUAACAAUUGCAAAUAAUAUAACACCAUUAACUAAUGUUAAUUCGACGAAUGUUAAAAAAGUUAUACUACCAUUUACAGGUAAUAUUUCAAAUUUAGGUAAACCUAUUCCUGUAUCAAGUUUAGAAAGUAUUCCACCGGGUUUAUUAAUAAAAAUUGAUUUACCUGAAACGAAUAAUACACAUGUGAAUAAUAUCAAACCGCAAAAACGUGAAAAAUUAGAUAAUAAUAAUGAUGAAUCAAUGGUGGUAUUGCAGAGACGUAAACGAGGACGCAAACGUAAAAUGCAAAAUCGAAUCGUUAACAUUGUAAACGAACAACAACCUGAAACACUUAAUCACAGUUUAGAAGAAUUGUUGACGCUGACAAAAGAGACGAAGGAAGAUGACGAAACACUUUUAGAAAAUGACAUUACGGAAGAAGUUAUAAUUGAAACAAUUGACGAGAAUUAUCAUGAUGAGAGUUUAGAAGAAGAACAAGAAGGCCAAGAAAAAAAUGCAGAAGAAAUUUUGGAUAUUGAUAAUGCUGAUGUUAUUAAUGAAGAGAUGAAUUCACAUAACCAGUUUGUUUUCAAUACGAUUGUUGGAAAUAAUGAGCAAGAACAAAAAAAAAAUGAGAAAGAACGACAACAGUCUAAUUGUGGAAGACAAAAAACGGGACGUAGAGUGAUGACCGCUCGUACUCGAAACACUCUUUUACCGAUUAGAAGUGAAACAAACCGCUUUUUAUUAAAGUUACAACCACAAGUUCGUCGACUGCCGGAAAAAGCAAGAGCACGAAUCAAGUGCUUUAUUUUAACCAUGAUUAAUAAUCAUUUGUAAAUAUUAUUUUGGUAAUAAAAAUAAUAAUAAAUGUU
Messenger RNA from Microplitis demolitor, 2581 nucleotides. RefSeq lists its product as uncharacterized. NCBI's taxonomy places the organism in Eukaryota, Metazoa, Arthropoda, Insecta, Hymenoptera, Braconidae. Bases 426 to 2546 code for a protein of 706 amino acids. The transcript is spliced from 2 exons. Gene Ontology annotation, molecular function: DNA binding. The record is from RefSeq and is a predicted model, not a curated record.